This is a messenger RNA of Drosophila busckii, 1813 nucleotides long. Its product is annotated as maltase A3. Lineage: Eukaryota; Metazoa; Arthropoda; Insecta; Diptera; Drosophilidae. The record is from RefSeq and is a predicted model, not a curated record. Bases 13 to 1743 code for a protein of 576 amino acids. The transcript is spliced from 4 exons. Gene Ontology annotation, biological process: carbohydrate metabolic process.
AUUGGCAGCAACAUGUUGAUCAAGUCCAUAGCGCUGUGCUCGCUGCUCUUGGCUUUGGCAUUGCCUGCACUAGCCGAAGUUGGCUGGUGGCGUAGCGCACAAUUUUAUCAGAUCUAUCCACGUUCCUUUAAGGACAGCGAUGGCGAUGGCAUUGGCGAUCUCAAUGGCAUUACGCAACAGCUGGAGUAUCUGAAGGAAAUUGGCAUUACAGCCACUUGGCUUUCGCCCAUUUUCACCUCACCCAUGGCCGACUUUGGCUACGAUGUUGCUGACUUUUAUAACAUUGAUCCGCUGUUUGGCACUAUGCAGGAUUUCGACAAGUUGCUGGCACGCGCCAAGCAGCUGGACAUCAAAAUCAUAUUGGACUUUGUGCCGAAUCACUCGAGUGACGAGUGCGAUUGGUUCAAGCGCUCGGCUGCAGGCGAACCAGAGUACAAGGACUUUUAUGUUUGGCAUACGGGCAAAGUGGUCAACGGCAUUAGGCAGCCGCCCAAUAAUUGGAUAAGCGUUUUCCGUGGCUCCAUGUGGACUUGGCAUGAAGGUCGUCAGGCCUACUACCUACAUCAGUUUCUGGCCAAGCAGCCUGAUUUGAACUAUCGCAAUCCGAAGGUCAUUGAGGCUAUGAAGGAUGUGCUGCGCUUUUGGCUGCGCAAGGGCGUCUAUGGCUUUCGCAUUGAUGCAGUGCCGCAUGUGUUUGAAAUUGCUGCAGAUAAGAACGGCAACUGGCCCGAUGAGCCACGCAACGAAGCUGUCAGCGAUCCCGAGGACUACACCUAUCUGAAUCACAUUUAUACGACACACCAACCCGAAACUAUUGAUUUGGUUUAUCAGUUCCGCGAGGUAAUGGAGGAUUUGGAUCGCGAGCUGGGCGGCGACGAUCGCGUGCUGCUGACCGAGGCCUAUGCGCCACUCAAUGUGCUGAUGCAGUACUACGGCAAUGGCACGCACAACGGCUCACAGAUUCCCUUCAACUUUGAGCUGCUGGGCAACGUAAAUCGCGAGUCCAAUGCCUAUCAGUACGCGGAGCUGCUGCACAACUGGCUGGACAAUAUGCCGGCGGGCCAAGUGGCCAACUGGGUGCUGGGCAAUCAUGACAGCAGUCGCAUUGGCUCGCGCCUGGGCGCCGAUCGCAUUGAUGCCACCAAUAUGCUGCUGCUAACGCUUCCAGGCAUUUCAGUUAACUACCAGGGCGAGGAGAUUGGCAUGACAGAUGUGUGGAUUAGCUGGAAGGAUACAGUGGAUCCGCAGGCGUGUCAGUCGAAUGAGCAAGAGUUUGAGCGUCUAACGCGCGAUCCAGUGCGCACGCCGUUCCAAUGGAGUGAUGAGGCGCAGGCAGGCUUCAGCAAUGGAGCCAGCACAUGGCUGCCACUCGCCUCAGACUACAAACUGGUGAAUGUCAAACGAGAGCGUGGAAUUCCUCUGAGUCAUUUGAACAUCUAUAAACAGCUGCGCGCACUGCGAGAUGAGCCCAGCAUGCAGCAUGGCGAUGUUACUAUCAGCGCCAUUGGACCCAAUGUGCUUGCAUUCAAACGUUCGCUGUCUGGUCACAAUUCGUUUAUAACUGUUUGGAAUAUCAACGAUAAUGUGGAGGCAGUUAACCUGGACAGCGUGUUCACCUCACUUAGCUCACAGCUCAAAUAUGUUGUGGUCAAUGAUAAGAGCGUGAGACGCAAGAAUGAUCUUACCUAUGCCAACUCAUUGCUGCUGAUGCCCAAGGAGGCGGUGGUGCUCAGCACGCUCUAAUUGCUCACAAAUAUUAUAAUAUAGUAUAGUACAUAGCUCAAUGAGCUAUAAUAAACGUAUCUAAAACUUA